AUGAUUCCACUGGACAAUCAGUUGAAUUAUUGUUAUCCUUCCGUUAGAAAUUUACUGUAUGUUAAGUUUCCGGUUUGUGAAAAGAUAAACAGAACUACAGUUGGUCAGAAGCUUAUUGAAGUUUAUCCAGAUUUGGAAUAUGAUGUGAAAAGACAUCUAGAUCGCCUGCAUACACGUUGGGAGGAACUAGUUGAAUUAGUUCGACAUAUUUCAAAUGUAAUUGGUCAAGAUAAUAAAGAAUAUGAAGCAAAACAGACAUUUAGAAGUGUUUCAUGUGACAAGUUACCACCACCUGAUGAACUUGAUAUGACCACAUUGCAAACACAGAUAAAGGAGUUUGAAAAAAGACUUAAAGAUUAUGCAGACAGGAUCAGUGUUAUAAAUAUUUUAAAGAAUCAAGCUAGUGCACCUGAUUUCAGUCAAAGAGAGGAGUUUUCUGCAAUUAUCAGUGAUCUUGAGCGUAGAUUAUCAGCAUUAAAUGAACCACUGAAUCAAAAAGUAAUGAAUUUACAACUUCUGCAAACAUCAACUAAAGGUAUGGUAGAACUAACCUUGGAAGGUGCAUGGGUCAGAGAGAAGUUGUCACAAAUUGAAAACCUAUCGAAAGCUUUGGAACUUGAUCCAUUAAAAGCCUAUCAAAUUGGUCAAAGAUUAAUGGUAAUACACUGUUUGCAAAGACAGCUAAAAAGUCAUAUACUCGAAGCCAACAAUCGUAGACCAAGAGUAAAAGCUUUAUGCAAAAAUCCACAAUCAUACUCCUGCUUAAUCCACGAAAGCCUUACUAUUUAUUUGAGAUUGACGGAGAAAUCGAAUUCAACUUCGCAAUCCCGUUACAAGGUGAACGAGAAGGACAAUUUCAAGUGUUGA
This is a messenger RNA of Trichobilharzia regenti, 867 nucleotides long. The record is from the annotation of a GenBank genome assembly. Lineage: Eukaryota; Metazoa; Platyhelminthes; Trematoda; Strigeidida; Schistosomatidae.